Paramecium sonneborni is the source of this 10919-nucleotide messenger RNA. The record is from the annotation of a GenBank genome assembly. Lineage: Eukaryota; Ciliophora; Oligohymenophorea; Peniculida; Parameciidae.
AUGAAAAUAAAUGUAUUCCUUCCAAUAAUUCGAUUGCUGAGUAUAAAAAGUCAAAAUUUUAUUAAUUCACUCAGAUCCUUGAUUAAAGAAAAACUUUAUAUUCUGUAAUUCAUAAUUCUUUUUAAAAAUACAUAAGCAAUAACAGCAUCAAUCUAUUCAACAACAUUGAAUUCUUUUGGAGAUUUAAUAAAAAUUCUUUCUGUUUAUUUAAGGGCUUCGUGGUUUUUAUGCUACUAAAUUCUAGGGAUCUGCAAUGACUUUUUAAGAAUUAUAUAUUCAUUCUAAGUAUAAAAUGAGAAUAGAUAAAUGGAUCUAACAAAACAAUAAGAAUUAUUAUAAGAUUUAGAAGAAUUUAAAAUAUAAUUAGGAAUUGAAGAGACAAAUGUUUGGAAUACAGGAAUAGAAUAUGAAAUAACUCUUAUUAAAAUUAUGCUAAUGAAUAGUCAGACAAAUUCAUAAGAAGGAUAGAAUCUGUUAAAAAAUGCAAUUAAAAAUUUAGUUUAAUCAUCUUUGUAAAUGUCACCUACUGAAGACUUACUUCCUAGUCUUAUUGAAGGAGCUAAAUUUCUAUUUAUAUAAUACAAAGAUAAAGUAUUAUAUCCUUAAGAAGUGUAUGCUACCUAUUAUUUAUUCUAAACCCUUAAAUGGUCUAUUGUUAGGCAAUUAAAAUCUUAGUAUUCAGUCUAUAAUUAAAUUAAAUAACUAAAAGAUACAUUUAUGUAAUAUAUUCUAAAUUCAGACAAUUGGAUUAUUCAUUAUAGUUGGAUAUCAAUGAUAGUCGAUAUAUUAAUAUAUAGACCAAUUCUUUAUAAAAGUCAAAUUUUAAAAGAUUCUAAUCCUAUUUAAUAAUAGUCAAUAUGGAACAAUUUAAUUGAAAAUAACUAAAUUAUUAAUCUUUCAUAUAGUAGAUAAUAAGCAUCUGUUAUAUUAUUUCAAAAUCAAGCAAAAUAUUUUAGCAAAGAAAUAAUGAAUCUAAUGGAAUAAUAAGGUAUUCCUAAAUUUAAAUUAAUAUCCGAGUUUCUUUUAAAAGGUUAACUUACUCAAUAAUUUAAUCUUUGGAAUUUCUAUCAAGAUUUUUCUUUUAAAAUAUAAUAAAAACAACCCUUAAAGGAUUUUGAGAUUGUUUUAGAAAAUAAUGAUUUAUUAUUAUUGGAGAAAUAAAUUGAAAUAUUUAAUUCUCAAUUAGAUGAAUUAGUUCUUCUUUAUUAAUAAAUCUAAGAAUAAUUUAUUGAUUAUUUUACAUAAUCAAUUAGUACAGAACUAAAUAUAAAAUUAUUAUAAGAUGAUUACUCAGAUUUUGAAAAAUAAUUUUUAGAUACAUAUAUUUUGGCAUUAUAUCGUCUCAAUUUUAUCAUAGAAAGAUUUACCAUUUAGUUUGAAAAAUUAAAAUUACUCUCUUCUUGUUUUGAAAAACUAACAGCUGAAGUUAAGCAAAAUUUAGAAAAAAUAUUUAUUAGUUUAGAAGAAUUGAUUAUGGUCAAAAUUUAAGCCUAUUAAGAAGAAUUUCUUAAAAAAUUUAUACUAGUGAUAGAGUAUUUGAGUUAUCUUUCUGAAAUUAGUUUAUAUCCACAAUCUAAAAAGUUAACUGAUUUAGAGAUAAUAAAUUCCAAAUUUUAAAUAUAGAUUUAUUUGAAUUUUUAAUAAAAUUUUGAAUAAUUUUCAAUUUUUUAAUAGUUCAUACUCAAUACUAAGUAAUUUUAAUAAAAGUGUUCUUUUUCAAUGUUCAGUAUUAAAAAUAAUGAUUAUAAUAUUGAAAUAAAAUCUGAUUUAAUUUUAGCUAUGUCAAAUACUAUAUGCUAAGGAAAAUGGAUUAAAAUAUUAAGUAAUUCACUAAGUAUUCAUUUUUUAGAUAGAUUUAAUUUAUAUCAAUAAAAUGUUAAAAGUAAAGAGGAUAUUCAAAAAAAUUAAAUAAAUUGCAUCUUUAGCUUAAAAAUAUUGAAACUAAUUAAAUAAUUCUGCCAUAUCCACUAAUAUAAAAUUAAUACAUUUGACUAUUAAAUUAAUUAUGAAAAAAUCUAAGUAAUUCAAGAAUAAGAAUAAAUUAAUAAAAAUUUUAACUAAAUGAUAAUCUAGUAGUUAACUUAGUAACAAGAAAAAAUAAAUUUUAUUUCGAAAUAAAAUAAUAUUGAUAAAAAUAUCAAUUUAAUUAAAGAAAAAAAAAAUAGCUUCUUUAAUAAAUAAAGUAAGAUUAUAAAACAAUCUUAAAUGGAUAUGAAAAUAUUGUUUGCGGAAAUAUUUAAGCAAUAAAAUCAUAAGUUAAAAAAUUCAUGCAAGAUGCUCAAAUAUUUAUUGCUUUAUAAAAUUAGAAUGAAAAUUAUGAAGUUGAUGCUAUACAUACUUAAUUGUAAAAAUAUGAUGAUAUUAUUUCUUAAAUUAAAAAUAAUUAAGAAGAAUUUACUAAAAGUCUACUAACAUAAGAGAAAAAAAGAACUUUCUAAGAUUGGGUUAGAAAGAAUAAAUAUUUAGAUUUCUGUCAUUUUUGUAUAGAUUGACAUUUACGGGAGAUAAAGAAUACAAAUAAAUUAUUAAAAUUGUUAGAAUAAUUGUUAGUGAUAAAUAUAGAUUAGCUUUAAUAAACUGAUAAUGAAGAAAUUUAAGAGCAUAUAGAUAAUUUUAAUACAAAAAGGGAGCAAAUUUUUAACAAAUUCAAUAUUUAAACUUAAUUUACUAAUUUUAUUGAAAUUUUGAAGAGAAAUAAUUAAUCUGAAAGUUGCAAAUGUAACUUUUAAAUUGAGCAAUAAAAUUAGAAAAUUGAAUCUAAUUUACAAGAAACUUUAGAUUUCUUUUUAUUAAAAUAACAAAAUUAAGAAUAAAUAUCUCAAAAGUUAGACCCAUUAUACUUAAAAUUGAUAAAUAAUCUUUAAGAGUAAGUAACUAUAAAAAAGUCAAUAUUUGAUGUAUUUGAUCUUAGCAACGAUUAUAAGAUUAGGGAAUGUUUAGUUUAUAAUUUAAUAAGGCUAUAGCAAGGAAUUAAAGAAGCAUAGAUUUAAGAAUUUUCAUCAAAACUUAUUUAACAUAUUUGGGUUUUUGAAAAAGAUUAAAGAGUUAGAAAUCUAUUAAAAAAUAAAGAAUUAAUUGAAAUAUAAAAACUCUUUUUCUCUAAAGAUAUCAAGUCUAUAUCUGAAUAAAUAAGAUAAGAGAUGAAAUUUAGAAUGAAAAGUAUAGAAGGCAUUUAAUAAGAAUUAAGACUUGAGGGCAAUUCAUAGGUUAAAGAACAACUUAAACAAUAACUUAUAUUAGCCUAUGAAGAACUUGAAUAAUAUAAUGAUAAUAUUACAGAAAUGUCUGAAAAAAUGGAUAUAAGUUUAAUAUUUUUAAAGGAUAUAUCAAAGGAUGUAAAAUAAAUAAAAAAUUAAAUUGAUAAUUUAUAAGAAAGUUUAAAUUAAGUAGGUGAUGAUAUUCGUAAAUUAAGAGGGAAAAGAUAUGAUGAAUUAUUAGAAAUUAGAAAAUAAAAGAUAUUAUUUUAAUCUAAAUUAGCAGAAGUAGAUUCUGUUUAUGUUUAAUUGAAAACAAUAGAAUAUGAUCCUGUUAGUGGUGAGAGUAAAAGAGUUAAUAAUGAAGUAGAAAUAACUAAAUUAAUGAGUGAGUAAUGGAAUGAUUUUACAGGUGAAGUUAAUGAAUUUAUUUGGGAUUAAUCAAAAUAAAACGAUGUUAUGUUACUUUCAGGAAAUGCAGGUUCUGGUAAAAGUAAGGCAGCUAGAAAAAUAGAAGAAUUUAUAUGGAAAUAAUAUGGAAAUCAUUCGAAAUGGAUUCCUAUAUUUAUAUCACUUCCAACUAUAAAGAAUCCUAAGUACAAUUUAUUUGAAUAAGCUUUAGAAUCAGAAAAUUAUUAAUUUGAUAAAUAUUAAUUUAGAGAAUUUAAAGAUGCUAUUUAAAAUAAAAAAGAAUUUAUUGUUUUAAUACUUGAUAGUUAUGAUGAAAUGAAAUAAGAUUGUAUUCAAUAAAAUCUUAUUAUUACAAAUAAAUUAAUUCAAGAUUUAAAUAUUGAGUAAAAUUAAAUAUCAGUCAAGAUAAUCAUCACAACAAGAAAAGAAAUAUUAAAUACUUUGGGAUAUUAAACUUGGUUUUAUGGGAAUAGCAUAAGUAGUUUAAAAGAAGUAAAGAUAGAGGAUUUUGACGAUGAUUAAAAAACAGAUUAUUUAAUUUAAUAUAAUGAACUUAGUGUAAAGAGAAAAAUAAGAGCUGUUUAUGAUUUUUUGAAGUAGAUUUCAUCAUAGAAUUUUAAUUUAGAUGAAUUUUUAGCUAUCUGGUAUUAAAUUAAGGUAGAAGUUAUUUAAAGUAUAAAAAAUUCUCAUUAAACACAAUCAGAAUCAAUCUUUUAAAAUUCUUAGAGGGAAGAUUUAUUAAAAAAAAUAUUAGUGCAUUCUCCAUUUAAGUAUCUAAAGGAUGAGUAAAUUACAGGACUUAGAAAAAAUUUAUCAUCUCUGUGGAGUGUUUAUAAAUUUGAAAAUGCCAUUAAAAAUGUAGGUAUUUCUGAUUUAUUAUCGACUCCUUUUAUGCUGGAAAUUAUAGUCUAAGUAUUGCCUAGCAUGGCAAAACAAUAGCAAGGUUCUUUUGAUAUUAAAAAUAGAUUUGUUUAAAGUUAUCUUAAUAUAAUAAAUAAAAAUAGCUUAUCUAAAAAAUUAUUAGAAAAUUAUCAAAAUUGUUUAGAUUAAAAAGAGAAUAAUUUAGUGAGCUAACAAAUUUUUGAUGGAAAAAGAUCAAAAAUCUAAUACAAUUAAUUUAUUGAUAAAUAAGAAUAACAAAUGAAGAUUUAUUAAUUUUUGGAUGAAUUAGAAAGUAAAAAGUUCUUUUAAACUUAUUCAAUAACUAGUAUUCUUUAAAUUGAUAACUAAAACUUAUUAGUUGAUAAUAAACCUUUUGAAAUCUAUUCUGAAGAUUUAGAAUGUGUAGUUUAAGCUUUAAAAAUGAAAAAGUAUACUAUAUUUGAAUUCUAUGACAGUUUUAUUCAUUUUUAUCAUGAUCAAUAAAUUUAAAAGUUAAGGGAGACUGGUAAAAUUUCAAAUUGGGAAAGUUUUAAAGUAGAUAUUUUAUAAUUUUCUUCAAAUUUAGCAUUAGACAUGAUAACCAAUGAAUUAUCUUAAAUUACAUAUUAAUAAAAAGGAAAAUUAAAAUUGACAAAUAAUUAUAAUUAUAACAAGUAUUAAAACAAAGAUGAUUGGAUUGAUGAAUAUUUUAAUGAUUCAUAAUAAGAACUUGAUUAUAAUAAAUUAAUAAGAAGUUGUAUACUGUUAAAUGCUAAAGGGAGUAACUUUUCUUUUACUCAUAAAUCUAUUUAAGAAUUUUAUGUUGCUAAAUAUAUAUUGGAUUAAUUGCUUUAGUUCUGUAAUUAAGAUAAUUUAGAUAAGAAAUAUUCAAAAAGAUUAAUAGGAUCAUUAUAUAAUUAAUCUAAAUUAAAUAUUUCAAAAGAUCAUUAUAAAGGAGUCUUAAUUUUUAUAUAAGAGAAAUUAAAUAAUGUCGAAAAAAUAAAAGACAUUCUAGUUAAUAUAGUUAAACUUUCUACUGAUAAUAAAUUCAUAAAUGCAGCUUCAAAUAGUUUUUACUUGUUAUCUUAUUCAGAUGUAUAUCUAGGAUAUGAAAAUUUUCAAAACAUUAAUAUAUGUGAUACAAAUAUUUCAGGCUUAAGUUUUUGUUGUUCAGAUUUUAGUAAAUCUAAAUUUUAGAAUGUUAAUAUUAAUUCUUGUAAUUUUAAUUAUGCUGAUUUGACAGAUGUUGAAUGGAAUGAUGUAUAAUGUAAAGAAAAACCAUUUUUAUAAAAAGAUGAGGUGAUAAAAGUAGUUAAAUUUUCUCCAAAUGGGAAAUUAAUUGCAUCAAAUGGAUAUGGCAACUUAGUAUUACUUUGGGAUGUGGAAAAUUAUUAAGAAAUAUUAAAAUUGGAUAGCCACAAUGAAAAAAUACUAGCAAUUGCUUUUUCACCUGAUAAUAAAAUUUUAGCUUCUGCUAGUUAGGAUAAAACUAUAAAGUUAUGGAAUAUUGAGAAUCCUGAAAUUAAAUAAUUGAUUAAUACAUUAGACUAUCACGAUUAUCCAGUUACAGAUAUAAAAUUCACUUAAGAUGGAAAAAAGUUAGUUUCAAUUGAUAAUUCAGGUAUGUUGGUAUCUUGUAAUUUUGAUUUGACUACAGUAAAAUUAGAUGACAUUAUAUUUAUGUAUGAAUAGGAAAUCUUGGUAUAAACUUGCAGUUAAGAUGAUAAAUUGAUUGCGAUAGGAUUAAUUGAUUCUAGAAUUAAAGUAGUUGAAAUAGAAACCAAGUAUGAAAGAGAUUUAAUAGGACAUACAGGAAUUAUUAAUUCCUUAGCUUUCAAUAAAGAUGGAAGUAAAUUAGCAUCUGCAUGUAACUAUUUACUAUUAUUAUGGGAUUUGAGAAAUUAUUGUAAAUGCUAAAUUUUAUCAUUUCAAGAAUAUUCAAUCUAAUAUUUAAUUAUAGUAAAUGAAAGAAAAAUACUCAUUGGGGCUUAAAAUUAUUUGGCUUAUGGAGAAUUUUAGUAUGAUUCAUCAGCUUAUUUUACUAAUAUAUAAUAAUCUUAUCCUGUUCAACUAUUUCCUAAAUCUAAUUUUGCUUUUAUUUUGUAAGGAGAGAAAAUUGAUAUACUUGAUUUAAAUACUUAAACAAUUAUUAAUAGUAUAUUUUUUGAAGAAUUAAUUUCUGAAAUUGAACUUGAUAGCAAUGAAUAGAGAUUAAAAAUUUUACCUACAAAAAAUUUAUAAAAUGUAAGAUUUCUGGAUAUGAAUACUUUUUAGGAAAUAUUUCUUUCUGAAAGAGAAUAAAAUAAAAUUUAUUAAUAAGAUCUAGUAUUUGAGAAAUGUUAUAGUGAAAUUAUAAUAUAUGAUGUAAAGAAUUAGAAUAUUGAUGAAUCAGAUAAUUCAGAUUGUUUAUUUGAUACUCAAAUAACAGAAUUUUCAUUCUAAACUAAUUUAUAAUUAUUGGCUUGUAAAACUCGUUAAUCUUAUUAUAGAAAAUCUUUUUUUAUUUUAUAUGAUUAUAAAGAAAAAAAGCGUUUAGAUUAUGAUAUUCAAAAUAUAGAAAUUGCUAAUAAAAUAGUCUUUUCUCCUAUCAAACCUAUAAUGUCCAUUAUUUAUGAAGAUGGAAGUUUAUAUUUUUGGAAUAUUAGUAAGCCUCCAUUUGAAUAUUAGAUAUUUAAUGAAAUUGAUAAGAAUAUUAAGGUAUAAUAAGUAAAUUAUUCGCCAGAUGGUUCAUUAUUAAUUAUUUCAACCAAUGAUAGAAAAAUCAGAAUUUUAGAUGAAAUAAAUGGAUCUAAAACUAAGAUAUUAGAAUUUGAGUCAUACAUUUAUAGGGAAAUUUAAGUAUCAUUUGAUAAUGAGACUUUGGCUUUGUAUAACAAUAAACAUAUAUUAUGGAAUUUAACUAAAAAUGAAGAAAUAUUAUUAGAAGAUCAAGAUUCAUCUUCCUCUGACUCAUUAUUUCUAUUUUGUCAAGAUGGAAUAUCUUUUGCAAUUUUAGCUGAGGGAUGGUUAAGAUUAUGGAAUAAAAAUACAGGAGAGAAAAUCAAAAAUUAUAAAUUUCCUGAUUUUGAAUCAAUUAAAUGUAUUAGUUUCUCUAAAGAUGGCAAGUUCUUUGUGACUGCUGGAAAAUAUAUUAGAAUUUGGAGAUAUUCUGAAAAUUAUAUUGAAUAGAUUAGCGGAUAUUGCCCUAAAUUUAAUCUUUAUCAAUCUCAAGUUGAAAUUAGUAAAUUAUUUUUAUUUGAUAAUGACUAAAAUCUUAUUUAUAUUAUGGAUGGAUAUUUAAAAAUUAGUGCUCUAUCAAAAUUUCAUUUAAAGUGUAUAAUUCCUACUUAAAAAAGUUUUGUUUAAUUUUUAACAAAUGGAUAUCUCGUCAUUGCAGAAUAUUUAAAUGUUGAAAUUUUUGAUUGGAAAUUAUAGAAAUCUAUAUAAAAAUUUAAUGAUAAAAUUGUAGAGUUCUUUUAAGAUAGUUUACAUUGUAUAACUAUAAAUUAUUAAACAAUUAUUAAGAUGAACAUUUUUACGAAAGAGGAAAUCUUUAAAAUAGAUAUUUGUCAAGAAAUUAAUAGAGCCAAGCUUAGCUAAAAUGAAAAGAUUCUAUUUUUAGAAUGUAAAAAUAUAAUAAAACUAUUAAAUCUUGAAGACACUUUCAAUAUAUAUGAAUUUGGAUGUUAUACAAAUAAUGCUAUAUAGGAAUUAACUUGGUCAAGUAACAACGAUUAUAUUUGUUAUAGACCUAAUUCUGAUUUUGUAAUUAGAGAAAUAAAAACCUAAUAAAAAAUCAAAUUUACAAUUCUAAAAGAUAAAGUGUUAUAAUUAAAUUCUUUUGAUUCUGAAAAUAAAAUAUUAUUACAAAAUUAGAAUGGUUCAGGCAUCUUUAAUCUUGAAACUUAAUAAUUUGAAGUAUUCAAAAAGGAAUUUUAAUAAUCAAUAAUUUCAUUUAAUGGAUAAUUAAUUGCAUAUUAAGAGGGUGAUUAUAAUAGAUCAAUAAAAUUUUAUGACAUUCCAAAUGAUAAAUAGUUGACUGUGCUUAAUGAUAAUUAUACAUAUCCUAUUCAAUUUUCAAAAAAUUGUGAAUUUUUGUAUGGAUAUAAAAAGAAUGAAAACAAAGUAAUAAUAUUUUCUAUUGAUGAAUAAAAAUAAUUAAAAAAGCUUUGCUCUUUAUAAUUUGGAUCAAACUGUAAAGAAGUGUCAAUUACUCCAUCUUUUGGUUAUCUAACUGUCGGACAAUCAAAGUUACUUAAAUUAAUGAAUUUGAAUUGGAUAUUAAAAGCUUAAAUGUUAAUUAUUAAUGAAAUGUAACAAAGUGAUUAAAAUAGUAAUUCAUUAGUGAUAUCUUAUGAUAACACUAAAAUUAUCACAGUAUUUAAAAAUAUUCGAAUAUAUAGAUUAGAUUUAGUAGAAGAAUAUAUUACUAGAAAAGUUGAAUUUAUUAUAAAUUGUUUUGUUGAAAUUGAUAAAAACACACUUUGUAUUGGUUAAAAGGAAUUCAUAUAAUUAAUUAAUCUUGAUAAAUAAGGUAAUGACACUCUAUUAGGGGAACAUGGCAGAGAAAUAACAAGUUUAAGUUACUCUUAAAGAACAUAAUUAUUAGCAUCUGGAAGUAAAGAUUAAAAGAUAUUUUUAUGGAAUGUUAAUGCUAAAAAGAAAAUAGCAGUAUUUGUAGGUCAUAUAGAUAUUAUCAAUUAAUUAUCUUUUUCACCUGAUAGUAAAUGUUUGGCUUCUGCAAGUGAUGACAAAUAAAUUAAAUUAUGGAAUAUUGAACAAAUUGAAUAAUCAAAAGUAUCGAAAGGACAUUAAAAAUGUGUAACUUAAGUUGCUUAUUCAAAAGAUGGUUUAAUUAUUGCAUCAAGUAGUUUUGAUAAAUCAAUCAUUUUAUGGGACUUAAUAGAUAAGAAAUUUAUCAUUAUGUUAAAAGAACAUUUAGCUUCUGUAUUAUGUUUAAAGUUCUCUUAUUGUUCAAAAUGGUUGGCAUCAGGAAGUAAAGAUGAAUCAAUUUGUUUAUGGGAUGUUAAAUUUCCACAUGAGACAACUUUAUUUUAUAAAAUAAAGGAGAUGUAUUUAAAAACAUAUGAAAUAUAAUUUAAUCCAUCAGGAUGCUUUGCUACUAUUUCAAAUGAUACAGGAAAAUAUGACGAAAAUUCAGAAUAGGAAAAAGAACAAGUAAUAAUUACUAAAAUUUCAAUUUGGGAUUUGUCUUUAAUUGGUAAGAAAGAUUAAAAUUUUGAAAUUUAAAAGUAUUCUCCUAAUCCUAUUUGUAUAUUUGGUGAUAGUAUUGUCUUUUUAGGUUAUAAUAAAUUAAUAAAAAUUUAUGAUUUAUCAAAAGACUAAAGGGAAAAUCUUGAAGGACAUUUGAAUGAUGUUAAGAUUAUUAAAUCUUGGUCUUCUGGACAAAAAUUAUUAUCACUAGAUAUAAAUAACAUUAUGAUUUUUUGGUAACAAAUAAACAAUAUUUGGAAAAAGUAAUCACAAUUUUUAUUUAAUUCAUCUAUUUCUGAAUUUGAUAUAAUUAAAUUAGAUUAUGAAGAAUACAUAGUAUCAAUGUAUAGUGAUUUAAUAAUUAUAUCAAAUUUUAAUUUAUUGGAAAAAUAAAAACCUUAUAUUGAAAUAAAUGAUGGAAAUUCUAUUUCAAAUAGUUUUCUAUCAAAUAAUGAAAAAUUUUUUAUUUUAUUAAAUUAAUCUAAUGAAAUAAUACUAUUAGAUAGUGAGACAGGGCAAAUUAAAAAUAAAUUAACUAAUCCUUACUAUUACCUUAAUACUAAAUAAGUUAAAGUAUCCAAUGAUAAUAGAUUUAUAGCAGUUUCUGAUAAUUAAACAAUUAAUAUAAUUGAAAUCUUUGAAAAUAAAUACUAAGAAAUUCCAGAUCUAGGACAAAGUGUGUAGAUUUUUGAGUUUAACUGGAAUGAUUCAAAUAUUUUAUUUACAGUGUCAGACAAUUACAUAAUUAGAAAGUGUGACUUAAAAAAUAAAUCUAAUGAAAUUAUUAUGGAAUAUGCAAAUUCUUAUACAGAGACUAAUUUUAGUUUAAAUUUUUCUAAACAACUCAAUUAUUUAGUUUAUUCAUACUUUAAUAGACCAAUUACCUUAAUUAAUCUAAAUGAUAAAAAAAACUAUUAAAUACCAAUUUAAGGUUUGUAUGGAAUUGCAACUAUUUCUAUUAAUGAAAUUUUAGUUGCUAUAUCCACAUCAGAUUCUAUGAUUUAUUUAUGGAAUCAUGAAAAAGAAAUUGUAAAGGAAAAUAAUUUGAUUUAUAAAAAAAAAAUUAUUAAUUUAACAUUUACAAAUGAUGAUACUGAGUUAAUUUGUUCCUUCCAGGAUUCAAUAUGUGUAUAUUAUAUUUAAGAAGAUCUUUAAAUAAAAUAAAAAUAUUUUUGGAAGAUAGAUAAUUCUACAAUUUAUACUUUCUGUCCUAAGCAUUUAUCAAUUUUAAAAGUAGUUCAUGAUCAAAAUGCAUAUAUU